Messenger RNA from Annulohypoxylon truncatum, 4408 nucleotides. Its product is annotated as P-loop containing nucleoside triphosphate hydrolase protein. The transcript has 4 exons. Gene Ontology annotation, molecular function: nucleic acid binding; ATP binding. Lineage: Eukaryota; Fungi; Ascomycota; Sordariomycetes; Xylariales; Hypoxylaceae. The record is from RefSeq and is a predicted model, not a curated record. Bases 1 to 4308 code for a protein of 1435 amino acids.
AUGUCUGGUGGUCCUGAGCCGGACGAAGAUAGCCAUAUUUAUGGCUUCCCAAAUCGAGUCAGACGCGAUAGACAUAUCCGGAACAUCAUCGACCACACUAAUACCCUUUUCCCGGACCAUAGUUAUCAAUUCCUACGGUUUAACCCCUCCAGCCGGGCCGACGAAGAUGGCAUGUUCAUGAGUCAAUCAAGAAGCGAAAUGGGAGGUGAUGAAGAGCUGGACGAAUUUGAUCGCAACUUGCUAGGCCGACCUCAAAGGUCCUCUCAUCUCCAGGACUCGGGAUACUCUAGUCGACGCUUGUCAUUGUCACACGCCAACACUCCUAGUCAACCGCGGCGUGUAUUGGGAGAUGCUAGCCAUCACUUCGGAAACUUCACCAUUCGAGAUCUAGACUAUCAAUCGCCAUUUUCAAGCGACACGAUUCACUCAGGGAGCAUUAAACCAAGUCCAGCCUCUCGGCCUAUUUUCGAGCGUGACGGGUCCCACAGAAUGAGAGAGCUUCAACCCGGAGCGCAGAUGGCUACGCCUCCUUUCUAUACUGCCCCUAAUUUGGCACCGGGCCUUGAACACUCACUUAGUAGUAGCUCUCCUAUGAAUCCUGGCGGGUCUAGUCCUUCUGCACGCUUCAGCUUUAAUCGAAGGUCGAAAAUUAUAGAUAGUCCCUUGGCGACGCAGAAGAGAGUAAGCAAUCUCAACUUGGAUCUCACACAUGCCCCGGACAAACCUCCGUCGGUAAAUGAUACUCGCCUUAUUGACCCACGACAAGCACUGCCUGAUAAGUUUCGAACUGUUUUCCCCUACGAGCUUUUCAACGUCGUCCAGUCUAGAAGUUUCAAGCGUGUGUAUGAGACAGAUGACAAUGUUGUCGUCUCCGCUCCAACGGGAUCUGGCAAGACGGCCGUUCUUGAAAUGGCUAUUUGCAAGCUCAUAAUGAGCCCCGGAAGUGAGAAUCACAAGAUUGUCUAUCUAGCACCUACGAAAUCUCUAUGCUCGGAGCGCGCGAAGGAUUGGCAGAAAAAGUUCAGUCACAUGAACUUGCAGUGCAGUGAACUCACUGGCGAUACUUCGCAAGCGCAGGCGAGCCGAGUGGGUAGCGCAUCUAUCAUCGUAACAACUCCUGAGAAGUGGGAUUCUAUUACAAGGAAGUGGUCGGAUCACCGAAAGCUUCUUGAUAUGGUUCGGCUAGUUCUAAUCGACGAAGUACAUAUCCUAAAAGAUGUCCGUGGCGCUACGCUAGAAGCCGUUGUAUCGCGAAUGAAAACCAUUGGGGCGAACGUUCGUUUUGUUGCCUUAAGUGCCACCGUCCCAAACAUUGGAGACGUUGCCAAAUGGCUCGGACGAAAUCACUUCAACCAGCGAGACGAGGCCUUAACCGAGGCCUUUGGCGAAGAGCUGCGACCAGUCAAACUGCAGCGUUAUGUUUAUGGAUACGAUGCACAUCAGAAUGACUUCACUUUCGACAAGUCACUUGAUAACAAGCUGAUCGGACUCCUUGCGAAACAUUCAGAGAAGAAACCGAUCAUGAUAUUCUGUUUUACGCGGAAGUCGUGUGAGAGUACGGCUCGAAAGCUGGCGGAAUGGUGGUCAGAGUGCAGUACGAAUGAUAAGGCUUGGCCUGCGCCAACGGAGCGAGUACCUGUCGUGAACAGAGAACUCCAAGAGAUCAUCCGGUUUGGUGUCGCUUUUCACCACGCAGGCCUCGAUGCCUCAGAUAGAUCGGCCGUAGCGCAAAACUUUCUCGACGGCCAGAUCCGUGUCAUUUGUUGUACGUCUACCCUCGCAGUUGGCGUGAAUCUUCCUUGCCAUACUGUCGUGCUCAAGGGAACAACUGGAUAUUCCGAUGAUAAGCCUCAGGAAUAUUCGGAUCUGGAAAUUAUGCAAAUGCUUGGUCGUGCGGGUCGUCCGCAAUUCGAUGAUAGUGCGGUGGCUAUUAUUAUGACCAAAAAAGCAAAUGUUAUCCGGUAUAAGAAAAUGAUAUCCGGCGAUGAGACUCUAGAAAGCACGCUUCAUAGGAACCUUGUCGAACAUCUGAACUCUGAAAUUAGUCUGGGUACUAUUCAAGACGUCCAGACUGCGAAGAAAUGGAUUGUGGGCACAUUCCUGAGCGUACGAGUAUGUCAGUACCCGUCGCUUUAUGGCAUCAAAGAUGUUAGCAACGCUGAAGAUGCCGAAAUGAGGAUGAAAGAAUGGUGCGAACGAGAUGUCCGACUCCUACAGCAAUUCGGACUGGUAACCGAGCAGUCGCCAUUUAAGUGCACCGAAUACGGACAUGCCAUGUCGAGAUACAUGGUUAACUUCGACACUAUGAAACAGCUCUUGUCGAUUCCCCAUGGGGCUCCUCUUAAGGAGAUUCUUACUACGCUCUCCAAGGCUAUAGAGUUUAAAGACUUUCGCUUCAAGACUGAGGAACGCGCUCUAUUUCGAGAAUUAAAUAAGUCACCCUUCAUCCUCCAUUCAAUCAAAGAGCCAGUAUCGCAGACUUGGCAUAGAGUUUUCCUUAUGGUACAAAUCCAUCUCGGGGGCGUCGAGCUACCAAGUGACAAGGGACUUGGUCAUUCUAAGUACAAGAUCGCAGCGGAUAAAGCGGCCAUAUUCGAUAGAAUGAACCGCCUGGUACGUUGUUUCGUGGACUGUCGAGUUUUUGAUGGGGACGGCCUGGGUACAAAAGCUGGCCUUGAGCUCAUCCGUGGCCUUGUCGCGAACUCGUGGGAGAAUAAACCAUCGCAGCUUUCCCAGAUCCCGGGGUUUGGUCCUGUAACGGUCCGGAAAUGGGUCAGCCAUGGAGUCCAUACAGUCCUAGAACUGGCCGAUAGGGACUUCAACGAGAUUGAGCGUGUCUCAAGUAGAAAUCCUCCGUAUGGGAUGAAUCUAUUGAAAACCUUGGAGAAAUUCCCUCGGUUGGAUAUGAAAGCACAUGUCAUCCCACCGCCUGCGCAUCAAUCGCAACCUCAAGAAAGCGUGACGGUCACAUUGAAAGUCAACCUUUGUUAUUGCAAUACUGGGGGACCGCCGACCUGGAAUAAAAGAGUGCCAGCAGUGACGUUUAUGGUCCUGACUACGGAUGGCAAUCUCGCAUAUUUUUGGCGCGGGAACCUGUCGAAAAUCAACAAAUCUUUUGGCCUCGACCUGAGCUUCCCUGUUGCGAUUAAUGGACCAGACCAGAAGAUAAACUGCUACUUCAGUUGUGAGGAAAUUGUUGGAACCCAAGUUAUGAAGGUAGUUGAGCCUGGUAUACCUCAGGCGGCAUUCAACAAUAGAAGGACACAAUCGGCCAACCAGACAAGACCAACCAUGGACCUGUUCGACGACAAUAUGGAUUAUGGCGACCUACCUGAUGAGGAUAUGCUGAGUGCAGCUCUAACAGCAGACCAGGAUGAAGAAAUAGAGUCGCAGAGCUACCAGAGCCGAUUGGAUAGCCUCGAAGAAGAUAUUCCAUUCGUCGACGACUUGCUAUCGUACGAGGAAGGCCCUUCAACUUUUGAGCCUACUCAGAUGGAUAAUGGAAAGUGGAUGUGUAAUCACCACUGUCGCAAUGGUGGCCUCACCGCUGCGGGGAGACCUUGUACUCAUCGGUGCUGCCACGAAGGCCUCGAUAAACCCCGACCACCCCGACGAGAGAAGAAAAAGAAUCCAAGUAAACGUGAUAUGGGAGAUGAGAAUGAUAAGGAACGCAGUUCUGCUCUUAAAUCUCCAACUAACACGCAAGUUCCCAAAAACGGUGUGGACUUCGGGACAGGCGUAACUAAGGGAAAGGGAUUUGCGAAAUCGGCUUUUAGGACGGAUGAGUCUUCUACUACGCUGCCUACAAUGAAACGAAAGCGCCCGGUAGUCGAUAAAAAUAAGGGCGUGAGGCCUUCGAAGAUGAGCAAACCCACCGAAUAUACUUCGGACUUGGAUAUACUUUCCGAUAUUGAUUGUAUCGACCUUACUACAUCUACUUCCUCCAAAAGGGGAAGCCCUCAGCGCCGAAACCAGGUAACCCAAGGAAGCAAAGGAACUCUAUCCCUGAACAUGGAUAGUGGCAAGAGUCGAGCCCCUUUUAACUCAUCCGAGUCCCAUCUCCAUGGGAAUUCAGGAACGUCGAGUAAAACAGAGGCAAAGUCAAAUCGUACCAACGUUGGCACGAACUAUGAUGAAGACAUCUUUGGCCAGGAAGACGAAGACGAAGAUGAAUUUCCUGACGUAGAGAGCCUUAUUCGACUUAGCGAAUCAAAGGACACAGGCAAAUGUCCGACAGGGUUAGAUAAUGAUGAAACUCUAUGCCCUAGUGUUGUUCACACACUGAAGGAAAGCAUGGAAUAUGGUUAGGAACCAAAUCUCAGUUUUACUACAGUUGAUGAGUUGUGUAAGGCAUCUGACCGUUUCGAUUUGCCUUCAACUAAUUCUUCGAGUCGGGAUACCUGUCCAC